This is a messenger RNA of Amoebophrya sp. A25, 1973 nucleotides long. The record is from the annotation of a GenBank genome assembly. NCBI's taxonomy places the organism in Eukaryota, Dinophyceae, Syndiniales, Amoebophryaceae.
CAGCUUGCUUGCAUGUAAGAAGAUGCCGAGGACUAAGGUUUCGUCUUCUGCUCGUACAAGUGCGAGUGGUACGAAACAGAUAAAGCCACGCAGUUACUUCGUGGGCUCGAAUUCGAGUGACGUAUCGUUGAAAAAAGGUGCGCUCGCGAAAGCCGACCUUAGGACUUUCAGUCCUGUUCUAAGUGCAAGUGUGGUACUUAGACUUACAACUCGACUUCUUGUUUCUUCAGAUUGUUCUGCACUGGUCUCACGCUCUUCGGCCAUGAUUAGAAUUCUCCACUCACCUUCAUGAUCUUUAACUUUAUACUAACUUUUUUGGAUUUAGAUUUUUCAAACAGUGGCACUCAGUCCUUGCAAUUAUCUUUGAGUCAUAAUGUAACUCCUUACUUAGAUUGAAUGAAUAGAGUUCAUUCGUAAUCAAGUACUCUUGUUAGGUCGCAACGCAGGAAGACCCUGGUCUUAAGGAGCAGGAUAAUAAGAAAAAGCCAGCUCCUCGCCCGAAGAGGAAAUCUUCGCCGCUUCUAGGUCUAGGAGGAACAGCUACAACAUCAACACAAGAAGAACUUCAAAAAUCAGACGUGGACUAUAGUAACAAGAAGACACUUCCUCGAGCGAAGAGGAAGUCAGCACCUUAUGGUAAUAGUGAGAGACUAUUAAAACUUGGAAGGUGCAUAUCAAUGCGAACGUUCAAGAAGCUAGUAGAUGAGUGCUUGAAGCGAGACAACUUCACUGGGGUCAAAUGGGCACGGCGAGCACUAGAGCUCUUCAGGAUGGCCUUCGAGGACGAGUACGUGAAGAUUUUCUAUAUCAUCAAUCACAUCCAAGAGCAUACUGUUCGCACAAACAAGCGGGCGGAGGACUACGAGCGCCUGCCAUCUUGCAUCUUCGACAUGCAGCCGGAUAAUUUUUGGGAGCGGUUGGAGUACAAGCAAAGAAGGUACACGAAAAAGGUCCAGGAGAUGGAAAGAGACCAACUGGCAAUAGCCGCGAGCAAGGUCUCUUCGUCUUCAUCAUCUUCGAGUAGUUCUUCGUCUUCUUCUUUUAAGAUUCGGAAACUCCAUCGUAGGUAGCAUUUUGGUUCGAUUUUCUAAUGGGAAAUGAUCGCGCGCCAAGAUGUGGGACAAGAUGGAUUUCUUAUGGUUCUAAUUCUUCAUCAUCUUCAUCUUCUAGCAGCACGGCGACCAAGAACUUUCCAUCUACAGCUGCUUCUACUUCAACUUCUUCUAGUUCUAGUGCCUCUGGCGGUCUUGCUUCAUCUCCUCGUGGCGCGUUGCAGCAGGAGCACUUGACGAGCGCGAUCGCGUUUCCAAACGUGGAAUCGUAUUCGGUUUUCGAGGUUCCGCAAAGCCGAGAAAGCUUUGCGAGUUUACUUAAACUUUCCGGAACUGCUAGUAGCAAGAACACUGAUUCCAUUUUUUUGCAGGGUGCCACAGCAUCGAAGUGUACGGCUUGCCCAGACGAUGACGGGAGUGAAUGCAGUUUAUACGAUGAAGCCGACUACAGAGAAGAAGAUGACGCAAUAGAUCGCCAGGACAAGAUGGAGCAACGGCUCAUGGCGGACUUUGGUGGUUCGGAUGAAGAUGAGGGUGUGCCAGGUGCUGUCGCUGUUGGAAGCAAAAAGCGAAAGAUGAACAUGAAGACGGCACCAACGACGCAGAACAAUAAGAAGCGUCGGAUUACUGUGGGGUAGUUGACGCCACAGCAGUUCGCUGUUGUAGUUUCUCCGUGGUUUUCAUCAUGUUAUGAUAUACGAAGCGUUGAUGUAUGAUAAGCAUCUAACUUUUUGCAUUGAUCAUAGUUUUUUUUGUAAGCAUCACACAGACUACACGCUUGCUCAAAAGAAAGAAGCAUGAGCACCAAGAAUAUCUGGCAUUGAGUUUUGCAUGGCUGAAUUUUGCACCACAACACAGACGUCACGCCAUGACUUUCAAAAAUUAUACAUCUAUGGAAAGACGAAGCAAGAAAUACUGUGC